UUGAUCUCUGAAAACCUCUCUCUCUCUCUCUCUCUCUCUCUCUCAUUGUAUUGUAUUGGUGGAUAUGAAUGCAUGAUCUGAGGAAGAAAGAUGAAAAUAUGUUGUACGAUGCAGGCCUUUCACUACUUUCUUUGCAUUUUCUUCGUCCUCAUUCUUCUUCAGAUUGCUCGAGCUCAAAAUGGCACUACGCCUGCUUCUGAAGUGACUGCUUUGAAUUCCAUCUUCAAAAAAUGGGCAAUAGUGGCACCAUCAAAUCAAUGGAACGUAGGGGGAGAACCAUGUAGUGGAGCUGCCAUCGACGGAACCAGCAUCGAGACCACCAAUGGGAAUUACAAUCCUGGGAUCAAAUGCGAAUGCAAUGGGACUAUUUGCCACAUUACCCACUUGAAAGUCUAUGCAUUAGAUGUUGCUGGUGUAAUCCCAGAUGAGCUUUGGACUUUGACUUACCUUGCCGAUUUGAAUUUAGCCCAAAAUUACUUGAUAGGUCCCCUGUCUGCAUCCAUUGGCAAUCUAACUCGCAUGCAGUACCUGAGCUUGGGUAUUAAUGCAUUAUCGGGAGAGCUUCCAGUGGAACUUGGAAAACUUACUAAUUUAAUAUCACUGUCCAUUAGUUCAAAUGACUUUUCUGGCCCUCUACCAUCAGAGCUUGGGAAUUUAGCAAAAUUGGAGCAACUCUACAUUGAUAGUUCUGGACUUAGUGGAGCUAUACCUUCAUCAUUUGCUGCUCUACAAAACAUGCAAACAGUGUGGGCUUCAGAUACUGAACUGAAUGGCAACAUACCUGACUUCAUUGGGAAUUGGUCAAAGCUUACUACCUUGAGAUUUCAGGGAAACUCAUUUGGAAGUGCGAUCCCAUCGACAUUUUCCAACUUAAAAUUGUUGACAGAUUUGAGAAUAAGUGAUUUAUCUAACAGUAGCUCUUCACUGGAGUUUCUUAAGAAUAUGAUGUCUCUGGGCACCCUAGUUCUCAGGAAUAACAAUAUUUAUGGUUCAAUUCCAUCCAAUAUCGGAGAUUAUCAAAGUUUAGAACAUCUGGAUUUGAGCUUCAACAAUUUAGCUGGACAGAUUCCGGAUGCACUGUUCAAUUUGAGUUUUCUCUCUUACUUGUUUCUUGGGAAUAAUAAAUUAACUGGUACCCUUCCUACCCAAAUGAGUACAUCUCUCCUGAAUAUAGAUUUGUCAUACAAUGAAUUAUCUGGGAGCUUUCCUUCUUGGAUCGGCAAACAAGACUUACAACUUAAUUUAGUGGCCAAUAACUUCACAGUAGAAAGUUCAAACAACAGUGUUCUGCCUUCAGGAUUGAGGUGUCUUCAAAGGAAUUUUCCCUGCAACCGAAAUUUUCCUGUCUACUAUAACUUUUCAAUCAAGUGCGGUGGUCCACAGAUUACAUCUAAUAAUCAGAUUAUUUACGAGAGGGAUAACGAGACUCUGGGUCCAGCUACAUAUUAUGUUACCAGUGAAAACAGGUGGGCAGUAAGUAAUGUUGGACGUUUCAUCGACAGCAGCCAGCCUCAGUAUAUAAGUUUCUCUUCAUCUCAGUUCACACAAACUUUGGAGUCAGAGCUGUUCCAGACAGCACGAAUAUCUGCCGGAUCAUUAAGAUACUAUGGGUUAGGGCUCGAGAAUGGUAAUUAUAACGUGAGUCUCCAGUUUGCAGAGACGGCUAUCCUGAAUUCUAUUAUUUGGAAAAGUCGUGGAAGACGUGUUUUUGAUAUAUAUAUCCAGGGCAAUCGGGUGUUAAAAGAUUUUGACAUAAGAAGGGAGCGACGUGAAGCCUCUUUCCAAGCUGUUCAGAAGGAUUUUACGGUUCAGGUAUCAGAAAACUAUCUUGAAAUCCAUCUCUUUUGGGCUGGUAAGGGGACUUGUUGUAUACCUACUCAAGGUACAUACGGACCUUCUAUUUCAGCAAUCAGUGCCACUCCAGAUUUCAACCCCACUGUUAGCAACAACCCUCCAACUCCAACCAGGAAGAACAAGACUGGUUUGAUUGUAGGGAUAGUUGUUCCUGUUGCAGUUGUAACCUUUCUGUCUACUUUUAUGUUAUAUUGUUUCAUCCAGAGAAGAAAAAGGGCACACAAGAAUAAGGAAGAAGAGCUCCUAGGGAUUGAUGCUAGACCUUACACUUUCAGUUAUGCUGAACUCAGGGCUGCAACGGAAGAUUUUAAUCCUGCAAACAAACUCGGGGAGGGAGGCUUUGGACCUGUUUAUAAGGGAACACUCAAUGAUAGGAGGGUGGUUGCUGUUAAGCAACUUUCUGUGGCAUCCCACCAGGGAAAGAAUCAAUUUGUCACAGAGAUUGCUACAAUAUCUGCUGUGCAACACCGAAAUCUUGUGAAAUUAUAUGGAUGCUGCAUUGAGGGAGAUAAACGAUUGCUUGUUUACGAGUAUCUUGAAAACAAGAGUCUUGAUCAAGCACUAUUUCGAAAGAAAACUUUGUACCUUAACUGGCCCUCUCGUUUUGAUAUAUGCUUGGGAGUAGCAAGGGGUCUAUCUUAUCUUCAUGAGGAAUCACGGGUUCGCAUUGUACACAGAGAUGUGAAGGCCAGCAAUAUUCUUCUCGACUCUGAUCUCAUCCCCAAAAUUUCUGAUUUUGGUUUGGCCAAACUCUAUGAUGACAAAAAGACCCACAUAAGCACUCGUGUUGCAGGGACAAUCGGGUAUCUUGCACCUGAGUAUGCUAUGCGUGGGCACCUCACAGAAAAGGCCGAUGUGUUUGGCUUUGGUGUUGUAGCUCUCGAGAUUGUCAGUGGAAGGCUAAAUUCUGACUCAAGCUUGGAGGAUGAUAAGAUAUAUCUUCUUGAAUGGGCUUGGAAUCUACAUGAAAAUAACCAUGGAGUGGAGCUAGUGGAUGCAAAUUUAUCUGAAUUCAAUGAGGAAGAAGUAAAACGAGUGAUAGGAGUAUCUCUUUUGUGCACUCAAACAUCCCCAACGCUACGACCAUCCAUGUCCCGUGUAGUGGCAAUGCUUUCAGGAGACAUUGAAGUUAGUGAUGUAACUUCGCGGCCCGGAUAUCUGACUGACUGGAAAUUUAAUGAUAAAACCAGUUUUAUGAGUGAUGAUACUGCUGAUACUGCAAAAAAUGACUACAGCCACUACAGCUCAUCGACUAGUACAACAAGAAUGGCGGCUGACACAGAUCAUUCACCGAUAAAUGUCACUAAUUCUACGCUUGAAGAGAUCAUCGGAGAAGGUAGGUGAAGGCUGCUAUUUCUGAAGGGAAGAAAACUGAGAUCGUUGCUCAUCAAAUACAUUGCAUGAAAUGAGAUUACUAUACUGUAAAUGAAUGACUUUUUCCUUUAUUUUAUUUGUAUAAUAUAAGUUUGUCACCUUUGUAUCAUGUAUAGCAUGUACAGAGAAGGAUAUUACUAGUGAUGGAAUGUAUUGCAGUUUGCUUUUCAGUGAUGUA
This is a messenger RNA of Camellia sinensis, 3406 nucleotides long. The record is from RefSeq and is a predicted model, not a curated record. NCBI's taxonomy places the organism in Eukaryota, Viridiplantae, Streptophyta, Magnoliopsida, Ericales, Theaceae.